GUUUAUUUUUCUUUCUUUUUUUCGUAAGUCAAUCUCGUUAAACGCGUAAAUCUGUGAAAUUUGUUAAUCUUUUUUUAUCCUCCCGAUUUCAUAGCACCAAAAGAAAAACGUACAUAAAUAUUUCAACCAUUGAAUCAGCUUGCACCCGCAUUCAAUACUGAACUUUUCCUCUUUCUCAGUUUUGCUAAACAGUUUCCUGGUGGUUUAUUUUCUUCAAAAAUAAAGUCAUAAACAAUAGCAGUUUUGAGCUUGGAACUACGCAGUUGAAAGUGAUCGUAAAUAUUACAAUAUACCGACAAGAUCUCUUGACUAUAUUAAUUGCAGAAUUUAGAAGAUGGUCCAGGUUCUACCUAUGAAUUACAACAACGAACAACAUUAUAAAGCUGCCAACCCUAACUACGUUAAUGAUUAUCAACAACAUCCUACGCCCCCACCUCCACCCCACUAUGGUCUUCCCCCACCUCAUUUGCAACCACCGCAACAAGCACCCCCUCCCCGCCAUCAGCAACAACAACAGCAAAUGCCUAUACCCUUGCCUGUACCUAUGAUGAACCAUAUGAUGCCACCUCAUCACCAGCAUCAUCACGCAGCAGCUCCUCCUCAUCAUCCGCAUCAUGCUCCACCACCUCAACCACCCAAUUUUUUUCAUCCUGCUGCUGUAGCUGUAGCUGCUAGCGGUGGUCCUCCGCCUCCACCUCACACAGGACCUCCAGCUCAUGCUCCACCACACCAUCAGCCUAUGUACCCUGCUGAUCAACCUGGAGGUCAAUAUAUCGAUUAUGGAGCUGCUGCCGCUGCCGCUGCUGGGUAUCCGAUGGGCUUUAUAUCGCCUGGCUAUUACUCUGAUAUUACCGUUUAUGUACCGACGUUGCAAAAGCAUUACGCGCUCAACACAACCAUUCUCUCACGUUCACCUGUCCUUUAUCAGCGUAUGAUGGAAGAACAAUCCAACACUAUGGAACUUGACCUUUAUGUUUUACCAGAGACUUUCCAUACAAUUAUUGGUCAUCUCAACCGCCCACUUUCACCUCAGGAGAUUAUGUUUUUAGCAACAGAAAAACCUCAAAUUGCGAUUGAAUUGUUGGAAGCGGCUGAGGAAUUGGGAUUGGAUCCUCUUUUGGAUGCUUUAAUGUUGGCUUUAAGCCAAAACCUCAACCACCGAAAAACAGCUAUGACUUAUAUUCAAGCAAUGGAACCUUAUCAACCUCUUGAGGAAGAAGAGCCGCGUCGUUGGGUUGGCUUAUUAGAAGAGGAUAUUAUCAUAUUCAUGGUGAAACGUUUAUCUUCUCAAUUGGAAGCGUUUUCUACCUCAGUAAAGGUCAGUGGAAAUGUCAUGAUUGGCAGCGUAAAUGCGUGUGGCUACAUGCCGUCGCGCACACCUCCUAUGCGUGGAUUCAAUGAUUUGGCUAGAGCAUUUGCGGCUUUACCUCAUCAUUUGAUGGUACGUUGUUUGGAGCAUCCUCUUUUGCCUGUUCAAGACGCGAUUCAAAGAUCUUCUUUUGCCAAAAGAGUAUUGGCGAUGUGGAAGAGCAAUAAUGAAUUCCAUCAGCGACAAGGUCAGCCUGAAUUUUUGGUAGUAAUGAAAUUUGAUAAGGGCGUGGAUUCUAUUGCAGUUGUUAAAGAAACCCCGUUAAAGAAAGGACGUUGGAACCCACAACUGUAUGAAGUAUAUAGUAAAAAAUAACAAUAGCGAUUUCAACUAUAGUCUCGUGAAGAUUCAUCAUACUUCAAUGAACCUUUAUACACACGAAAGUAACUAUCUAUACGGCUACAAAACGAUAAAUACUCUUGGAAAGAAAACGAAGAAAAAAAGACGAAAAAACAAAAAAAAAGCCCCCACCAAAAAUAUAACUUGAACCUGAUCUGGAUGUAUAUCUUUGAAAUGGAUGCAUACUACCAAACGACAGUAUAAAAUAUGCCAUGUGAAUCGUAUACAUUGUAAUAUAACUCACCAUAGUCACGAAAACAUACUAGACAAAAAUGGAUAUACAUAUUUCUUUCAGGGAAAUAUCCUCUUUCGAACCUCUUUCAUUUCUACUUUCAUGUAAAAACCCUGUAAAUCUGAUAAUCUUAAUUCAAAUAAACCUUUACACACAAUUUCUCAU
Messenger RNA from Mycotypha africana, 2105 nucleotides. RefSeq lists its product as uncharacterized. The record is from RefSeq and is a predicted model, not a curated record. The transcript has 2 exons. The coding region runs from base 335 to 1684 and encodes 449 amino acids. Lineage: Eukaryota; Fungi; Mucoromycota; Mucoromycetes; Mucorales; Mycotyphaceae.